AGCAUGUCGCUCUUGUUGUUAAUGAUCUUAUUCUCAGAUGGUCUGAACUGUUCAGGAGCUACGGUGAAACCUGUUGUUUCCUUCUCACCAAACGUUGGAAAGAUCUUCAUAAAAGAAUCUAUAACACUAUAUUGUAAGGUGGAUUCCACGUAUCGACAAUCCCAGAGAUACUCCUGGUAUAAAGAUAAUAAGUUUAUAAAGAACAGUCAGAGCUUUAUUACUACUAAUUCUGCUCGUUCAGAACACAGCGGAGAUUAUUCGUGCAAGUUUGCUGAUAGUGAUAUGAGUGAUUCUCUCCGACUAGUAGUGAGUGAUGGUUAUGUCAUUCUGCAAUCACCUGCCACCCCUGUGUAUGAAGGGGACAACCUGACCCUGAGAUGUCGUCACAGGAAGGGAACGCCUGAAACAACCACAUUUUACAAGGGCGGCAACAUUUUAUCAUUACAAACUGAUUAUUUAAAUCUUGAAAGUGUGGAUAAAACUGCUACCGGUACAUACAGCUGUGAAAAAUAUAUAGCGUUUACAUUUUCUAAAGAAAAAUAUGAAGACUCAACAUAUAUCACCGUUAGAGAUCUAUUCUCUGACCCUGAAAUAAAAGCAAGUCAAUCGAAUCAGCUGAUAAAAGGUUCUGCCAUGACCCUGACAUGUGACACAAGACUUGCCCCACCCAGGGCAGAUACACAACUACAGUUUAUCUUCUACAAAAAUGAGCAGAAAUUGCAGGAAUUUGGUAAAUCCAAUCAAUACCAAGUUAACUCAGUUCAGCCACAUGAUUCCGGAGAUUAUACCUGUGAAGUGAGAACUGCAACUGGCAACGUCAAGAAAAUGAGCAGAGAAAUUCAGAUUGAGAUACAAAGUCUUCCCCCAGCUAACGUGAUGGUGAGCCUAAAGCCACCCAAAGAUAUGAUCAUGGAAGGAGAGAGGCUGGAGGUGACUUGCUCUGUAGAUAUACGGCCGGAAACAUUUGAAUUCUGCUGGUGUAAGCAAGAUGCGGAAAGUUGUGAUGGGAAGCAAAGUUCAAAUUCACAACAGGUCCAAUUUGCUGUGGAUCCUGUGUUGGAAAGCUACAGUGGAAUAUAUUACUGCUUAUUGAUUUCUAACAAGUUUCAGACAUCGAUCCGAAGUGAAUCUGUAAGGAUAUCUGUGAAUGUGCCUGUGACUGAUGCACAAAUCCGUGCCGACAGAGACAUUCUGGAGAUGGAGACUGGCAACAAUGUGACAUUUACCUGCUCAGUGGAGCGAGGGACUUCUCCUUCCUUCAAAUGGAAACAUAACGAGGUGCAGGUGAAUAAUGUAUCCGGAUUGUACCAGAUCCAAGACUCUGGAAAGAUAUUAUAUAUAGACAAUGUCCAGGCUCAGCAUGGAGGAACAUACCAGUGUUGGGCCAGCAACCAAUUCUCAACCAACAUUUUCUUCACUGUCAAGAGCAACAUCCUGACCAUCACGGUCUCAGAAAGAAUUUCUGGAAUUCUGGCUUACUCAAUCACAUUGUUUGUUCUGGUGUUACUUCUGAUUAUAGCCAUACUUCUUUUAAAAUAUAGACACAAACUACCCAUCCCAUGUGGUAAAAGGCAUCAACCUGAGACCACAGCAGGUGUUGCACACAGUAAACCCCACGUCAGGAUUACUCAGAGACCACGAAAUGAAAGUUCCGAUGAGGACCAGUUGGAUUACCAGAAUAUACCCAGCAGGCACAUCAAUGUGGAAGACAAUGUGUCGUACAGUUACCUAGAUAUCUGCAGCAUGCCUCGAAACACUCUGACUCCCAGGAAUGAUGAAAACAUCGUAAAAUAUGCUGCUGUGAAAUGCGCACAUACUACAAAUGAUGAACAAAAUUCUUAUGAAGACAUGGCCAACCACUCUCCAGAGAUCUAUGAGAACUUUAACUCCAAGUAGUAUAACAACAACUCUGUAUAUGGAAAAUGUAGACUGGAUAUUGCUCUAUUAAAAAGACACUCUUCUUCCCAAAUUAAAAAAACACUCUUUAGUAGAUAUACUCCUGAUGCAAACAUACAUGCAUCUAAUUAUAUGUUUUAACAUUGUGGUAUAUCUAAAAACAACUCUUGCCUGCAGCUUCUGCAACCCUUUUCUAGCUAACUCCGCCCAGACUUUCUGUGGGUGACCAAUCACAGUCUUCCCUAUGCAAUGAGAAGU
Messenger RNA from Pelobates fuscus (common spadefoot toad), 2154 nucleotides. Its product is annotated as Fc receptor-like protein 3. The record is from RefSeq and is a predicted model, not a curated record. Gene Ontology annotation, molecular function: transmembrane signaling receptor activity. Bases 4 to 1896 code for a protein of 630 amino acids. Gene Ontology annotation, biological process: cell surface receptor signaling pathway. Gene Ontology annotation, cellular component: plasma membrane. NCBI's taxonomy places the organism in Eukaryota, Metazoa, Chordata, Amphibia, Anura, Pelobatidae. The transcript is spliced from 13 exons.